CUUCAGACCCUUAUUCUUCUUCUUCUUCUCACAUCUGGCUCCUCUCCACAACCCACCAUGGCCGAGCCCACAAAGCACAGCCACCCCAUCAACGGCGGAACAUUACUCUCAGACAUGAAGAGCCUCUUCUCUAUUAUCAAAACCAGACGAACUAUCGCCUUCGCUUAUGGCUUCAUGUUCGCCUUUGUUGCCUUCACUGUUUUCUUGGCCUUCAAUCCAAACCCUAACUCCGGUGCCCCUUGGUUCACUAACAUCUUCAGCACCUCCUCCACUACUUCUGGUGGUGGAUCUCAGUUCUCUUCCUUCUUCUCUUCUUUCUUCUACCCCAAUGCUUCUUCUUCUUCUUCUUCUUACCAACAGUUUCAGAGCCCUGCAUCCCCUCCACAAACACAGCCCUCUAGAUCUAAUGAAACCAGUGUGAAUAUACAACCGCCGAGCCAAUCUCAGCCUAUUGUGAAUUCCGACACGCCGCAAGUUUUGAGCCAAAACCAGACAACCUUAGCGCCCAAGGAGAGUUCAAGUUUGCCUGAACAAACCCUUGUGAAAAACCAAACUCAAAGCACUCCGAAUUCUGAUGAUCAGUCCACAGUUUUAAAGGCGAAUCAGACCACAGUUGCCGCCACAGUAACUCCGGUGGCGGUGCCGGCUGUUAACUCCACGAGCUCAUCUCCGGAAUCGGGUGCCAAUGGGAAGAACGAGACUAAGAGUGUUGCUGGGACAUCGAAUAGUACGGCGGUGUUGAAGAAACAGGGGAAUGAAACAGAGUCUAGUGUGUCGGUGAAGCAGGACAAGGAGGAGGAUUUGAUCAGGUCUUUGUUGAGUUGUGAUUUGUUUCAUGGGGAAUGGGUUGAGGAUGAUUCGUACCCUCUUUACGAACCUGGGUCUUGUCCCUUGAUUGAUGAGCAGUUCAAUUGUAUUCGUAACGGUAGACCGGAUAAGAAUUAUCAGAAAUUUAAAUGGCAGCCUAAGGAUUGUACUCUCCCAAGGUUGGAUGCAAAUCAUAUGAUAGAGUUAUUAAGAGGAAAGCGUUUGGUCUUUGUUGGUGAUUCUCUGAAUAGGAAUAUGUGGGAAUCUCUGGUUUGCAUUUUAAGAAACUCCGUAAAAGAUAAAAGCAAGGUUUAUGAAGCCCAUGGAAGAACCCAUUUUCGCGGGGAAGCUUCAUACUCCUUCAUAUUCAAGGAAUAUAAUUUCACAGUGGAGUUCUUUGUUUCUCCCUUCUUGGUUCGAGAAUGGGAAAUGCCGGACAAAGAUGGAUCAAAGAAAGAAACACUUCGUCUUGAUUUGGUGGGGCGGUCAUCUAAUUUAUACAAAGAUGCAGAUAUUCUCAUUUUUAACACUGGACACUGGUGGACACAUGACAAAACUGCGAAAGGAAAAGACUAUUAUCAAGAAGGUAGCCAUGUUUAUGGUGAACUGAACGUUCUCGAGGCCUUCCGGAAGGCUUUGACUACUUGGUCCAAAUGGGUUGAUAACAGUGUUAAGACGGCGAAAAGUAUGGUUUUCUUCCGGGGUUAUUCUGCUUCCCAUUUUAGCGGUGGACAAUGGAAUUCUGGCGGACAAUGUGACAGUGAGACUGUACCUAUCUUCAACGAAACUUAUCUGAGGCCGUACCUGCCAAAGAUGCUGGUGCUUGAAAAGGUGUUGAAAAACAUGAAACACCACAUCACCUAUCUCAAUAUCACAAGAAUGACCGAUUUUCGGAAGGAUGGUCACCCAUCAAUCUACCGGAAGCAAAAGUAUUCCCAAGCAGAAAAGAAAUCCCCAACAAGCUUCCAGGACUGCAGCCAUUGGUGCCUUCCGGGUGUCCCAGACACUUGGAAUGAGGUUCUUUAUGCUGAGCUCCUAGUAAAACUGCACAAGAAGAAUCUGCAUGAGCAACUGCAACAGCAGAAGAAGAGAGCAUAGGUAAAGGUUGCACAAGCCUAAGAAUGUGAUAAUUAAUACAUACUGAAAACUGUCUAAAUCACACUAGAGCACUAUACACUCUUUUGGGCCAUUCUUUUUGGUAUUAUUGAUACAAAACAUAGAAGCAAAGAUAUGUGAAGAAAAAUGAUGUUCUUGGAGACAUGAACCUGAGCUUGUAGUAAAAUUAUCUGUUUAUGUGAAUGAAAAGAGCCGAGGGAAAAGAGUGAAGAGGGGAAAAGUGCAGACGGGGAUUUUAGAUGGUGGGGUGAAAUUUUCACUUGUAAAUUUCUUCUCCUUUACCACAUCUUGUUCUUUUGGCCUUGAAAGGUUCUGAGAAUUGUAAAUGUAUUGAUUCUAAUUAUUUAGUUGUUUUAUUAAAAAUAAAAUAGUGGGAUAUAUUAUAAUCUCAUGUUCCUAUGAUUAUUUGUGUAUGAAGUUGCUGACUCUGUACUGCAAUUAAUGAAUUGAAUAUAUUAAUCUAUAUCGAUGUAAGG
Argentina anserina (silverweed cinquefoil) is the source of this 2399-nucleotide messenger RNA. RefSeq names its product protein trichome birefringence. The coding region runs from base 58 to 1905 and encodes 615 amino acids. Gene Ontology annotation, cellular component: Golgi apparatus. The record is from RefSeq and is a predicted model, not a curated record. NCBI's taxonomy places the organism in Eukaryota, Viridiplantae, Streptophyta, Magnoliopsida, Rosales, Rosaceae. Gene Ontology annotation, molecular function: O-acetyltransferase activity. The transcript has 5 exons.